Drosophila virilis is the source of this 1051-nucleotide messenger RNA. RefSeq names its product protein lifeguard 1-like. Lineage: Eukaryota; Metazoa; Arthropoda; Insecta; Diptera; Drosophilidae. The record is from RefSeq and is a predicted model, not a curated record.
ACAAUAAUUAUAGCUAUAAUAAUAUAUUGUUUAACGUAUGGAAUCAAAAAUUUUAAGGUUAAGUUAAUAACAACAACAACAAUAACGACAACAUGCAUCCGAGCUAUCAGAGUGCACAGCAGUCAGAUCAAAUGCAGCAACUGCGGGAACUGCAGCGACAACAGCAACAGCAAGAACAACGACGGAUGCAGCAAUAUAUGCAACAACAGCAGCAACAACAGCAAGAGCCACAAAUUGUUUUCUCGCGUGGGGGCCGACCGCUUGGCGAACAGGACCAGAAUCGGAUUGUGGUAGUCAUUCCCGAAGAAGUGUUCCAUACAUUUGUACGCAAAGUUUACUUGAUUUCCACUGUCUUCGUUCUGAUCACGUGCGCCGCCUGGUUGACCAUUUCGAUUCUGGAUUUCGACUUCAUCGAGGAGACGAAGGUGCCUAUUUAUGUGUGGUUUAUAUUGACGUUCGUAACGUUCAUUAUAUUCCACUGGUGCCCGAGAGUGCGCUAUAUCUUUCCCCUAAACUGGAUCUUAGUUGUGUGCAUCGUAGCAUUUUUAACUCUAGGCGGCUGCUGUUUUAUGCGCCUAUACAACCCACUUAUACUUGUUUGUGGAAUGGUAAUUACACUGACUGUCAUCGUGAUAUUGCACGUCUGUGGCGCCAUGUGCCCGCUGGUAAUUCUGCCGGGUGGUCUACUAACUGGAUGUCUAAUGAUCCUAAUUAUGAUAGUGCUCCUGGUGUUCGCGUUUCUCAUGUUUUUCCUUAGGGACCCAGUCUACGGCUUCGUUUUCUUUGUCCUGCUAUUCUGCUUACUGGUCUUAGUAAUACCCUUUCAUGCACAGUAUAUACACGGUCGCCUACAAAUUGUGCCACUGUUUGAUUUGCCGUCUUGCGCCGUCAGCGUUUUCAUUGACUUUGUGACGGUCUUCAUCUGCAUAUCAUAUUUUUACUACUACCACUUAUAUUUAAAAACAGGUGAUAGGUACCUGCAAUAAGGAAGGUAAAUUAAAUUUAUCCGAAUAAAUAAAACACAAGACCGAAAAAUUUCAGUCAGCAUUAA